Messenger RNA from Myxocyprinus asiaticus (Chinese sucker), 1098 nucleotides. Its product is annotated as G-protein coupled receptor 54-like. Bases 1 to 1098 code for a protein of 365 amino acids. Gene Ontology annotation, molecular function: G protein-coupled peptide receptor activity. The record is from RefSeq and is a predicted model, not a curated record. The transcript is spliced from 5 exons. Gene Ontology annotation, biological process: neuropeptide signaling pathway. Gene Ontology annotation, cellular component: membrane. Lineage: Eukaryota; Metazoa; Chordata; Actinopteri; Cypriniformes; Catostomidae.
AUGUUUGCAAGUGACGGGAACUCAACUGAGGCCUUAAAUGGUUCCAUUGGAAACUCCUCUAUGGAGGAAACAGAGGAAGGGGAGCACCCUUUCCUGACGGACGCUUGGCUUGUGCCCCUCUUCUUCUCCCUCAUCAUGUUGGUGGGGCUGAUCGGGAACUCUCUGGUCAUUUAUGUAAUCUCCAAACACAGACAGAUGAGGACCGCCACUAACUUUUACAUUGCUAACUUGGCUGCUACUGACAUCAUUUUCCUGCUAUGCUGUGUGCCGUUCACUGCUACGUUGUACCCUCUGCCUGGCUGGAUAUUUGGAGAUUUCAUGUGCAAAUCUGUUGCUUUUCUCCAACAGGUGACUGUACAGGCAACAUGCAUCACGCUCACCGCGAUGAGUGGAGACCGUUGCUAUGUGACUGUGUACCCCCUGAAAUCCCUUCACCAUCGGACCCCUCGUGUUGCAAUGUUUGUCAGCAUCUGUAUCUGGAUUGGUUCCUUCAUUCUUUCCAUACCAAUCUUCCUGUACCAGCGGCUUGAAGAUGGCUAUUGGUAUGGACCAAGAAAGUACUGCAUGGAGAGGUUCCCAUCAAAGACCCACGAGAAGGCUUUCAUCCUUUAUCAGUUCAUAGCAGUUUAUCUACUGCCUGUCCUUACCAUCUCCUUUUGCUAUUCCUUCAUGCUGAAGAGAGUUGGACAUGCCUCUGUGGAACCAGUGGAUAACAACCAUCAGGUCCACUUGCUCUCAGAAAGAACUAUCUCCAUUAGGAGCAAGAUUUCCAAAAUGGUAGUGGUCAUUGUUGUCCUUUUCACCAUCUGCUGGGGUCCCAUUCAGAUCUUUGUCCUCUUCCAGUCAUUCUAUCCCAACUUCAAGGCCAACUAUGCGACAUACAAGAUCAAAACCUGGGCUAACUGCAUGUCCUAUGCCAACUCCUCUAUCAACCCCAUUGUCUAUGGUUUUAUUGGGGCCAGCUUCCGCAAGUCUUUCAGGAAGACCUUCCCCUUCCUCUUCAGACACAAAGUGAGAGACAGCAGUGUCACCUCCCGCACGGCCAAUGCAGAAAUCAAGUUUGUUGCGACUGAGGAGAGCAACACUGAGAGGAAAUGA